GAGUCCUUCUUGCUGCAUUAAAAGUACCACAUCAAAACUGGCCGUUGAAUUUAAGAAUAAAUUAUUGGCUGGAAAAUUACUGUAGCCUAACACUUUUUGAGAAGCAUUCAUUCUUAGACGCGUUCUUCUUCCUUCUGGACGGGCCAGCUAGCAUCAGAUUAAAAUAGUUAAAUAAUUUAAAAUUGUACUCGCUAAUCCUUUCAUCAAGCAUGUUCGAAGCAUGCUUGGAUCGAGGACUAACUCUGAAGAAAGUUUUGGAUGCUUUGAAAGACCUUAUUUCAGAAGCGUGCUCGAAUGUGAAUUCUGCGGGAAUUUAUCUUCAAAGCAUUAACCCAUCUCAUGUGUCCCUCGUGCAAUUUAACCUGCGCAGUGAUGGAUUCAAAAUAUAUCGCUGUGAUCGCAAUCUCGCUAUAGGAGUUAAUGUGGCCAGCUUGUACAAGAUAGUGAGAUGCGCAGGGAACGAGGACACCGUCACCCUCUGUGUUCGUGACAACGCAGACAGUCUUUUCUUGACUUUUUUUUCAGAAAAUCAGGAGAAGGUCUCAGACUACGUCAUGAAGUUGAUGGACUUGGAUGUGGAGCAGCUAUGCAUUCCAGAGCGGGAUUACAGCUGUGUGGUGAGGAUGCCAUCUGAGGAGUUUGCUCGCAUUUGCAGACACAUGACUCAGAUCGGAGAUGCUGUGAUGAUUACCUGUGUAGAGGGAGGGGUCUUGUUUUCUGGUAGUGGUAAGCUGGGCACCGGGAACAUCAAGCUGUCCCAGAACUCCAGCGUCGAUGAGGAUGAGGCGGUGAUUGUUGAGAUCAAUGAGCCUGUUCAGCUCAUCUUUGCCCUCCACUACCUCAACUUCUUCACCAGAGCCACACCUCUCUCUAAGACCUUGUGGCUCAGCAUGUCAGCUGACAUCCCACUAGUGGUGGAGUACAAUAUCAAAGACAUGGGACACAUCAAGUAUUUCCUGGCUCCUAAAAUUGACGAGGACUCAUCCUAACCUCAGUCAGACAUCUGGGACGGACUUGUGGAUCAGGUGUUACAUGCUACAUGGCUGCUUGUUCAGUGUAGUCUAUAAGAAUGUUCUCAGUCUUAUUUGAGAUGGGGCAAAAGCAAAAACAUCAUGCAAAAGAUAUUUUUCAUUUAUUAGGUUUAAAAUAAUUUAAAACCAAGAAUGUUUACAAAAUGUUCAGAUAAAACAUAUCACUA
Osmerus eperlanus (European smelt) is the source of this 1198-nucleotide messenger RNA. Its product is annotated as proliferating cell nuclear antigen-like. The record is from RefSeq and is a predicted model, not a curated record. The transcript is spliced from 6 exons. Gene Ontology annotation, cellular component: PCNA complex. Gene Ontology annotation, molecular function: DNA polymerase processivity factor activity; DNA binding. Lineage: Eukaryota; Metazoa; Chordata; Actinopteri; Osmeriformes; Osmeridae. Gene Ontology annotation, biological process: regulation of DNA replication; mismatch repair; leading strand elongation. Bases 210 to 989 code for a protein of 259 amino acids.